This is a messenger RNA of Clonostachys solani, 1086 nucleotides long. NCBI's taxonomy places the organism in Eukaryota, Fungi, Ascomycota, Sordariomycetes, Hypocreales, Bionectriaceae. The record is from the annotation of a GenBank genome assembly.
AUGUCGCCGUCAACUACGCCUGUGAUACCGGAGUUUCAGACGGCCGUGGUAGCCAACGAGUAUGGUGACCUGGUGGUCUCUCACGGCAUCCAAGUCCCAGUCCCGGGACCAGGCAUGCUGCUGGUAAAGACGGUCGCGGUCGCCCUCAAUCCUGCCGAUGUCAAGAUGACGGGCGAGAUGGCGACGGAGGGGGCGACGGCUGGCAGCGACAGCUCGGGAGUCGUCGUGGCCAUCGGCGCCGACGUCCCUGCGGAUAAGUUCAGCAUUGGGGACCGCGUUUGUGCGCCUCACGCGAGCAUGGAUCCUUUGGCACCGCGGCACGGCUCCUUUGCCGAGUACGUGCUCACGGCGGCCGACUUUACCCUCAAGAUCCCCGACGGGAUGCCGCACGAGUCGGCGGCAUCUUUUGGCACUGGGGUGGGCACCAUAGGCCAUGCUCUCUUCUACUCGUUGAGCAUACCCGGCCAUCCAGAGAUGCCGACAAGUAACCCGGAGGUUGUGCUGGUCUAUGGCGGCAGUACGGCAUCAGGCACCAUGGCUAUUCAGCUUAUCCGCAAAUCUGGAUGUAUCCCCAUCACCACAUGCUCACCAAAAAACUUUGGUCUUGUUAAGAGUUAUGGUGCCAAAGAGGCUUUUGACUACCACGACCCUGGCUGCGUUGAUGCGAUAAAGGCCUACACCAAAAACGAGCUGGACUAUGCCUUGGAUUGUCACUGUGACGCCUCGAGCAUGGAGUUCUGCUACCGUGCUAUCGGCCGCGCUGGGGGUCACUAUACAACACUGCAGCCCUACCCAGAACAAUUGCACACUAGGAAAAGGGUGAAGCCAGACUGGAUAUUGGGCUCUGCCCUGUUUGGAAAGAAGAUUAACUGGAAGCCUCCGUAUGAUAUUGCCGCAGAUGCCGUGCUUCACGCCUUUGGUAUAGAGUGGUUCGGCUGUGCUCAGCGUUUGCUCGAUGCAGGGGAGCUCAAAGCCCAUCCCGUCCGCGUUGGCACAUCGACGGGCUUUCACGCCGUCGUGGACGGACUGAAAAUUCUCAAGGAUGGAGAGGUAUCGGGGGAAAAACUCGUGUAUCGUGUGGCAUAA